Messenger RNA from Closterium sp. NIES-67, 1708 nucleotides. NCBI's taxonomy places the organism in Eukaryota, Viridiplantae, Streptophyta, Zygnematophyceae, Desmidiales, Closteriaceae. The record is from the annotation of a GenBank genome assembly.
UUGCGCAACAGCAGCAUUCCCAUAAUUCCAUCCCAUUGCCGUGCUAGCUUGUAUCGCGGACGCUUCACGUUGUCGAACUCCGAUCCAACCAUCAAUCGAUUUUCGUUCUCUUUCCGAAUGGCGGCUUCCGCUCCUCCCGCGUGCGCGUCUGUUUACUCCGCAAUCGGCCGCUCCCGUCCUUCUGGCUCGUCGCGUCCUGCAUUCGCGACAGCGCAAAUUCCGUUACCGCGUCGCAGCAGUGAUAGAAAUAACAGAGCAGCUUUUGAGGCGCCUCAAAAGUCACGCAGCAGUACGAAUCGCAGAGCGCGAAACGGAAAGAUCCGAGCGGUGCGCAACGAGAACGGCGGAGAAAGCAGACGAGCGCAUGGGGGGGAAGGCGGAGGGGGGACCAGCAGAGGCGGAGCAAGCGGAGCAGGGAGUGGGGGAGGGCCAAGCGGGCGGAAUGGGGAUUCUGGAAAGGGUGGGGGAAAGGGAGGCGACGGUGACGGGAGGGGAAGCGGAUCCGGGGGAUCAGGCGGAGGAGGAGGUCCAGGGGGGCGUGGUUCAAGCGGAGAAGGGGAAGGGGGCGGAGGAGAGGGCGGAGGGGACGCUAACAGGGUUUCCACCGGCGUGCUUCUCCCCCUCGUCGACCAGAUCCCCACGCACGUCAACCGCGCGCGUCAGCUCCGAGCGCCCCCCCUUGUCUCCGUGCUCCUCCAGUCCGCCCAGCGUCUUCCGCCAAUGCUCCGCACGUCCGCGACGUCAGGCGCGCUGCUGGCGGGCGGGGACGUGUGCGCGCAGUGCAUCGAGCUCUCGUCCGCUGGAAAACCGGCGCAGAUCCACAGCGCGCGAGGCGAUGAUGCGGAGACUCUCAGCAGCAGCAGCAGCAGCAGCAGCAGCAGCAGCAGCAGCAGCGCCUUAUCUAGAGACUCCGCUGGCAACGCGGCAGCAGGAGUGGUAUCAGCGUUCAAUGCGGCGAGAUCCGCGCGCAUGAUGGCGUACGGUGCGUGCAUCUACGGGCCCGCGCUGCACGUGUGGUACCCACUGGUGGAGAGGGCAGCGCCCGGGCGGGGCAUGGGCGCGACGGUGGUGAAGGUGUUGGCCUCACAGGCACUGCUCAACCCGUGCCUCAUUGCUGCUGUGUUCGCGUUUAAUUACGCGUGCACUGGCCAGUUGCACGCACUCAAAGACAAGUACCGGCAAGAUUUCGUGCGCACGUGGAGGCGCGGGUGGCGUUUCUGGGUGCCGGCCAGCUUCGCCUCGUUCCACAUGGUGCCGCUGCGCCUGCGCCCUGCCUUCUCCUCUGCCUGCUCGCUUGUAUGGAACUGCCACCUCUCCAUGGUCACCAUGCAGAAGAUGGGUGCAGGGCGGAGGCAAGUGAGAGAGGGGGGGGCAUAGCAUCAAAGAGCCUCUCCAUGGUCAACCUGCAUCAGAUGAGUGCCGGGCGAAGGCAAGCGAGUGAGGGAGACGGUACGCUAAGCCUCUCUACGGUCAGCAUUUGCGCUGGGACUGGAAAGCCAGGGAAAUGAGGGGGGUUGAGGGGGAGGGUGUCAGGAAGAAAAAUGGAGGUGAGAGGAAGCAGAGAGAAUGGUGAAAGCUGACUGCAAUGGGUGGGUGAUGGUGUUUCCCAGAUGGCAAUAUUGAGCUGCUUGAAAUAAGUUCGUUAUCAUGUUUCUUCUGUUGUCAAAUUUCGAUCGCAAUCAAAGGGUUCUGCGUGUCAACUUAUACA